Molecule: messenger RNA, 1632 nt
Organism: Penicillium salamii
Lineage: Eukaryota; Fungi; Ascomycota; Eurotiomycetes; Eurotiales; Aspergillaceae
Source: the annotation of a GenBank genome assembly
AUGGAAGAACACCAUAGAAAUGGCUGUGCCACCGAUCCGAUAUCCCACUCGAUAUCGGAGACCCUCCCCGCGCCUCCAGGGGCAUCAUCCACUGGGCCAAAUGAGCUCCAUUCAACGAACACUACAGUGCCAGACGGGAAAGCCGACGGUGAGGAAUAUUCGGUCUUCAGUCGCCAUGAGAAAGUUUUCUUUAUCUCCUUAACUAGCUUCGGUAUGGUUGUCUGUAUGAUUGCAACCAACGUCUACUUCCCUAUACUGCCGAUACUCGAACAAGAAUACCGCGUGUCGCCCACUUCAAUCAACCUGACAAUUACUGUAUUCCUGAUUAUCCAGGGGAUCGUGCCAGCUUUGAUGUCUACGCUUUCCGAUUUUCAUGGACGGCGCCUGGCAUGGAUUCUCGCACUAUCACUCUAUAUCGUGGCAAAUGUGGGCCUUGCGUUGCAGAAGAACUACCUGACGCUGAUGCUCCUUCGGUGUAUUCAAAGUGUGGGCAGUAGUUGUGCAAUCCCGUUUGGCUUUGCCUCCGCUGCUGACAUUGCAUCGCCUGAGGAGAGGGGUAGAUAUAUAGGUCCCAUGCAUGGCAGUGUCAUGGCAGCGUUUGCAUUUGGGCCGGUUAUUGGGGGAUCGCUAGCGAGCCGUCUUGGCUGGAGGAGUGUGUUCUGGUUCCUGGUCAUCAGCAGUGGAUGCUUUUUUGCCUUGUACAUGAUAUUUAUCCCAGAAACUGCUCGGACAGUGGUUGGGAAUGGCUCCUUGGUUCCGCAAGAUUGGUGGAGGAGGUCGGUCAUGCAGAAUUGUGGGUGUCGUCAGCGCAGUACCAUGAGCAAAGGCAUUCUGAGGGACCAGAAACAGUCCAGCCCUCAGCAAAGAAAGGAGGGCGUAGCGACUACCUUGCUGACUGUGUUCGGUGCAUUUGUCAUCCUCAAGCACAAGGAGGCCCUCAUUCUGAUCAUAUACACCAGCCUGCUCUAUUUUGGAAUUUCCGCUCUGUGGGCGACUACCGCAAACAAAUUUGGCGAGCUUUACGGGCUAAGUACUAUGCAAGUUGGGCUGUCCUUUCUCUCACUCUGCUUUUCCAAUUCCAGUCCUUUCGGGAUUGCUGGCGGCUUUGGCUCAAUAAUUAGCGGGAGGCUGGUUGACAUCAAUUACCGCCGGAUUUCCAGAAAUCGAAACGCGGCCGGUGACCUCCAUCCCGUCAGCAGUGACAGAUCAGGAGAUUUCCCAAUUGAAGUGGCCAGACUCCAGGUCGCGCUCCCCCAUAUGUUCAUGGUUGCAGUGAGCUUUGCUGUCUAUGGUUGGAUGGUAGAGAAGCGACUGCCGCUUGUGGCCGCGCUUACCUGGCAGGCCCUCAUCGGGCUGUGUGGGAACUCAUUGUUGGGAAUUUUAUACACCCUCUUGAUAGAUCUUUUCCCUGGCCAGGCGGCUGCGGCUUCGGGAGCAGCCGAUUUCGUCCGAUGUUGGCUUGGCGCCCUGUCUGCCGCCGUCAUCAAUGACAUGUUGUCUGACAUGGGCUGGGGCUGGUGCUUCACAAUGAUCGGUUUGUUGCUGGUUAUUACGUUGCCGUUGAUUGCCCUUGAAUAUGUAUACGGGAUGUCCUGGAGGCAACGACGAGAAAUGACCCGCGCAUCUGCCUAG